Phyllostomus hastatus (greater spear-nosed bat) is the source of this 2816-nucleotide messenger RNA. RefSeq names its product golgi phosphoprotein 3 like (gene GOLPH3L). NCBI's taxonomy places the organism in Eukaryota, Metazoa, Chordata, Mammalia, Chiroptera, Phyllostomidae. Gene Ontology annotation, cellular component: Golgi cisterna; cytosol; trans-Golgi network. The coding region runs from base 191 to 1048 and encodes 285 amino acids. Gene Ontology annotation, molecular function: phosphatidylinositol-4-phosphate binding. The transcript has 5 exons. Gene Ontology annotation, biological process: retrograde vesicle-mediated transport, Golgi to endoplasmic reticulum; Golgi organization; Golgi vesicle budding. The record is from RefSeq and is a predicted model, not a curated record.
AGCUGAUGUGUUAUUUCUUCUCUGCAGCGAAGGAUCAGGAAGUUUGCGCUCUCUCCGUGACUGGGAAGUUUUUAACCUACUAGGACAGGGUUGGGGGGGCCAAGAGUGGAACACAGAUGUUCUAAAGUAGAGCACAGGCUGCAGCCUCCAUCCGGUCGUAACCUAGGAGUAACGUCAGAAACAGUUCAGAAUGACCACUUUAACUCACCGCACCCGUCGCAUGGAAGUAGGCAAGAACUCUGAGAAGAAGGUAGAAAGUGAGGAAGACACUAAUCAAGACAGGAGUCCAGACAGUGAAGACUCUGGGGAUUCUAAGGAUAUCCGCCUCACCCUUAUGGAAGAAGUAUUGCUCCUAGGACUAAAAGAUAAAGAGGGUUACACAUCUUUCUGGAAUGACUGCAUAUCAUCUGGCCUUCGAGGGGGCAUCCUGAUAGAGUUGGCCAUGCGGGGUCGAAUCUAUUUGGAACCUCCUACCAUGCGUAAGAAGCGGCUACUGGACAGAAAGGUACUGCUGAAGUCAGACAGCCCAACGGGUGAUGUUUUACUGGAUGAAACUCUCAAACACAUCAAAGCUACUGAACCCACGGAAACUGUCCAGACAUGGAUAGAGCUGCUCACUGGCGAGACCUGGAACCCCUUCAAAUUACAAUACCAGCUGAGAAAUGUAAGAGAGCGAAUUGCAAAGAACCUGGUAGAGAAAGGCAUUCUAACUACUGAGAAGCAGAAUUUCCUCCUAUUUGACAUGACUACUCAUCCAGUGACCAAUACAACAGAGAAACAGCGACUAGUGAAAAAACUUCAAGAUAGUGUUCUAGAGCGGUGGGUAAAUGAUCCUCAACGUAUGGACAAGCGAACCCUAGCACUCCUGGUGCUAGCCCACUCCUCUGACGUGCUAGAAAAUGUCUUCUCCUCUCUGACAGAUGAAAAGUAUGAUGUGGCAAUGAAUCGAGCCAAGGACUUAGUAGAACUGGACCCUGAAAUAGAGGGGACAAAGCACAGCACCACAGAAAUGAUCUGGGCUGUGUUGGCAGCCUUCAAUAAAUCCUAAAGCCAACAGAUGGGUUUCUCAUUUUCUCCCUGCUGGCCUGGUGACUGUCAGAGACACCCUCACUGAGUUUUGUGUAAUAAGAUGUUUUUCAUUAUUUUUCUUUCCUUCUCUUGAAUCAGACUUGUGAUUUGGGGAGAGCAACCACUUCAGGGCUUCUCCAUAGACCUUGACCUCUAUAAACAAACUUUACUUCUUCCUAUACUUUCACUCCAGAGGUGAAUAAACUGGGUGAGCCCACACACACCCAGUAAACAUUUUCUCUCAUUGUUUAGUUUACUUCUAUCUAGUGUGCUUUUGGACAAGCAAGGUUAUCUAUGUGGGAUUCAGUAUUCUCCAGCCACAGAAUGUGAAUGUGAAUUUGAAUUUGAGAUGAAGAGAAGACCAUAUAUUACAUUUUUUAAAGUCUGUUUUCUAUCUUAAAUACAUGUUUUCAGUCUUGGUCUCUCAGAUUCUGCUAGGUAAUAUAGCGUAUUGAAAUAACUGCCUCUUUGAAUAAGGGUCAAUGGAAACAAACUAAUUUUUAGAGCAGAUGGUCUCUGAGAUUGUAUGUCCUGCUAGUGAUUUUCUCACUUCCCUAUUUAAACAUAAUGAGAGUAUUCCAAAUUGAUCACCUGGUUCUCAUAGCUCUAGAACCAGAAAUAUAUUCUAUCCUCUUUCUGAGCAUUAUUCUAUUCCAUCAUUAGGACAGAAGUCUCAAUGGAAAAAAUACCUCUCUCAAUCACCCCUUUCAUGCAAUCAGCAUUAUUGUAAGGGAAGGAGGUGGUAUCAGAAUUUCUACCCUUUAGCACAUGACUGUCCAGGUUUCUCCAGACAACUCUAAAUCUCACUACUCUGAACUGAGUUGUAAAUUUCAAUUGCUGAAAGGCAGCAAGUCCUAAAUCUAGAUAGUGUAUAUAGACUCCAGAUCUUCCUCCCUACUUUUGGCUUUCUACAUAAAUUAAUAGAUUCAAUCUAUAUUUAAGCAAUCUGGAAUCAUUUUGUCUAUAUUUAAUCCACAGAUACCUUCCUAGUCAUUAGUAUUGUUUCAACACAACCAUCUUUCUAGGCAAAUCUUUAAAAUGUUUUUUUCAAUUUAGUAGUUGAGCGUAAAGAGAAGCUUAUUAAGAAAAAUCCUAUUUGGGAGGGUCGGUUUGGCGACAAAAGCAUACUGAUACAAAGUUCAGGAUUAGGGACAGAAAGUGAACAGGAACCAAGUUGUGCUAAUGUAGAGCAUUUAUUAUGCUUGUAAUGGAUCCUGCCUCUUAACCAUUACAGAGAAAUAGGAUGUCAAAGGUCUAAUACAGGUGACUCAGAUCUGAUACUAAAUCUUCCUGAGCAGGAGUAAUUAAAUCAUAGCUUCCAUCUCUUCUCCAAACCUGUUUAGCCCUACAGAAUUCCCCAACUCAAUACUUCAGGUGUCGCUUAGGUAACUGGAGAAAUAAAUUUUAUCAUGAGACAAAUUCUCAAUGUGAGGUUGAGUAGAGCUUUAGUCCGGCUCUUUAAAAAUUCAAAAGCCAGCCCAUGUGUUGUUUCUAUCUUACUUAGUUUUUCUUUCCAUUUGAACAGUUCGGCAUGAAUUGAAACCAGGUUUUCCUGUGGAAAGUUUCAGCUUGAUUGAGGCACAUGGAAGUUGAAUUGAAUUCUUUCUUGCAACUCUUGGUUCUGUUUAUUUUUAUAUUGUAUCUCAAAAUGGUGUCUUCAGUUUGAACCUGCAGAAUGUUCACUACAAAACACCUCGUUUAAAGCAUAUGGCCUUCACAUUUCCGUAUAAUAAAGAUAAUUAUUGGCU